Zea mays is the source of this 989-nucleotide messenger RNA. RefSeq lists its product as uncharacterized. The coding region runs from base 159 to 449 and encodes 96 amino acids. The record is from RefSeq and is marked validated. The transcript is spliced from 3 exons. NCBI's taxonomy places the organism in Eukaryota, Viridiplantae, Streptophyta, Magnoliopsida, Poales, Poaceae.
GAACCAAGCGAGCAAUAAUACAAGCUAGCACCAAGUAGUAGUUGCUGGCUCUCCAACAGCAGCAGCAGCAGGCAGUAGAAGCUGCAGAGACAAGAUAGAUCGAGGAAGAAGGCCGCAUUUCGAGCUAGCUUAGCUAUAGAGAGCGGGCGCAGCUAGCAAUGGCGAAGCAGCAGCAGGAGGUGUACUUCGUGUUCAUGAACUUUGACCCCGUGUACGAGCGCCUCAGAGCUGAGCGGUCGUCCAAGGAGGGGUCGGCCACGCUGGACGCGUACCUGAGCCACAAGCACGACAAGCUGCUCGCCAAGCUGCUCCAGCCUGACUCCUACCGGAAGAGGUCGUCGCUCGCCAUCGUCGAUGGCUUCGCCGUCGAGAUAACCGAGGAUCAGGCAAGCGUUCUGAGAUCGGCCAAGGAGGUGAGGGUGGUGGAGAAGAACCAGGAGCUCGCAUGAUACGAUGAUCUACUUCUCAGUCAAACCGGCCGGCCGGACGGGACGGACUAGUUUUAUCUGUAGAUGCUCUGGCACGCACCGAUCAGCUGGUAGCUAUGGCUAUAUUUAUACAUAUAUAUUGUUUAUUACUAAGGUAAUAAGGUAAAGGAGAGUGGUCGUCGUCGUCGAGUUGUUCCUAGCUAUAGCCUAUAGCUACUUAUAUAGCUAGUCAAUCGAGUGUUAGUUGUGAGUGAGUGUGUGUGAACUCCCAUGCAUGCAUGCAUGCAUGCAUAUGGCUUUGUUGACUGCCUAGUCAAACUUAGCUGCUGCAAGUAGUACUGAGUACUGCCCUAAUAUGUAUAAUAAUAUAGUUCUUCGCUAGCUAUAGGGCCUAAUGAUCAUCAGAGGAUCGACGACUUCGAGACGACUAUAUUAUUGAACUCCAUCCAUCUGUAAUGGCCGUGAUUUGUUCUUCAGUCAUGCAUGUACGGCCUGAGUAACCACUAUUCACAAAUUAAUGUGCAUCAAUGUGAACUCACGUACUGUGAUUUUGGAUGUUAA